AAUAAUCGUAAGCACAUGUUUGGUAAACAAAUUUGUAAAAUUGGGUAACCAUUGGCGACGUCAAACCGCAGAAUGGAGAAAAUUGAUCUCAGCAAUCUGCGCCACAACUGGACAAAUUUUCAGCUCAUUCGAAAGUCAAACGUCAUCCGCCGUAGCUGCGCAAAUUUUUUAGCUCAUUCGGAAUUCAAACCGUCAACAUGGACACAACUGUCGCUCCUGAAGUGCCCGCCGCCCCCAGUUCGGAUGAGGAGGAAAUGCUGAUCCGCCAAAUAUCAAAUUUGGACCUCCGUAUAAAGCAAAUUAAGAAAAUUUCCGCGAUGCCCCCGAACGUCCGUAUAAAGAUCGAAGCGUUGAAGAAAAUUCAGCUAGACCUUCUGGCGAAGGAGGCGGAGUUCCACCAGAAGGUGCACUUUCUGGAGGUAGAGUUCCAGAAGAAUUAUGAAGAAAUGAACGAGAAGCGCCGUCAAAUCGUAAACGGUACAUACGUUCCCAAGUUCGAGGGCCUGCCGGAGAUCUGCGAUGACGCGGCUGAUCAACCGCAAAGUCUUCCCGAGUUCUGGUUGACCGUGUUCAAGAUGACGCCAGUUUUGCAAGCGAUGAUACGAGAGGCGGACGAAGAAGCCUUGAAGCGGCUGAUCGAUGUUAGGGUUCAAGUCCGGAACGAACCGCAACCGUGCUUCGUUCUGCAGUUUGAGUUUGAACCAAACCACUAUUUCAACGAUCGCGUUUUAGAGAAGACGUAUCUGAUGAAGUGCUGUCCGAGCUCGGAAAAGCCGUUUUCUUUCAACGGUUUUGAAAUCUAUGACGCCAUUGGUCACGACAUCGAUUGGAAAGAGGGAGCUAAUCUGACGAAGGCGACUGUAGAGGACAAGGAAGGUGAACGGCGUGAAAUGAUGACCAACAGUUUUUUCAACUUCUUCAAUCCGAAGCCCCUGUUCUUGGUGGACCCUAUUCUUAGUGUGCAGUUUCUGGAAACGGAUUUUGAAAUUGGAUACUAUAUAAAGGAGCGCGUUAUCCCGAGGGCAAUCUUCUUUUACAUUGGUGAGAUCGACGACGACAUGGACGAUGUUUCCGAAUCGAUAGAUGAGCCUGAAUCGGAUGAGAACCUAAAAACGUGCGAUUCACAGCAGUAACGAUUGGGCAUUUCGAGGAGGUACUGCCGUGUUGGUGUAUUGUGUUACAUGAUCUUUUAAUAAAAUGUUUAAUAAUA
This is a messenger RNA of Armigeres subalbatus, 1210 nucleotides long. Its product is annotated as nucleosome assembly protein 1-like 1. Gene Ontology annotation, cellular component: nucleus; chromatin. The transcript has a single exon. The record is from RefSeq and is a predicted model, not a curated record. Gene Ontology annotation, biological process: nucleosome assembly. Lineage: Eukaryota; Metazoa; Arthropoda; Insecta; Diptera; Culicidae. Bases 198 to 1133 code for a protein of 311 amino acids. Gene Ontology annotation, molecular function: histone binding; chromatin binding.